Xenopus tropicalis (tropical clawed frog) is the source of this 4981-nucleotide messenger RNA. RefSeq names its product cytochrome b561 family member D1 (gene cyb561d1). Gene Ontology annotation, molecular function: transmembrane ascorbate ferrireductase activity. The transcript has 5 exons. Gene Ontology annotation, cellular component: membrane. Gene Ontology annotation, biological process: transmembrane transport. Lineage: Eukaryota; Metazoa; Chordata; Amphibia; Anura; Pipidae. The coding region runs from base 161 to 976 and encodes 271 amino acids. The record is from RefSeq and is a predicted model, not a curated record.
CGCGUGAUGAGACUUGGGAAUUCCUGUAAGACAGGAGGCUAGGAAACAGCAGUUCGCAACUUUGCUGGAGGUGUACGCAGCGAUUAUUGACUUCGGGCUGUCUUUGGGAAAUCGAGACUGUUGGGCUGUGUUAGGAAAAUCGGGAUUGUUUGGGUGGGAGAUGCCUGAUAUUCCAACUCCAUAUAACCCUUUGGGGGUUGACUCCAGCCGGGUUCCAGAUUUCUGGUUGUAUCGGUGUCUGAGGAGACUCAGUGGGAUCCUGGCACACAUCUUGGCACUUGGUUUUACUGUAUUCCUGAUAAUACUUGCUAGGCCUGGAACCACCUCAACAUACUAUCAUCCAUAUUGGUCUCUAUCACAGUGGAGAUUACAGUCUAAACUGAAACAAGUACACAAUGAAGAAGACUCUUCAUCAGGAACCAGUUUAAGUGAAUGCCUCUUCUCAUGGCAUCCUAUCUUUAUGGCUGUUGCUUUUUGUUUAUGCAUGACAGAGGCUGUGCUUCUUCUGUCCCCGGAAACCUCCCCUCUCUGUCCUCUUUCCAGGAAGUCCAAGACCCGCUUACAUUGGUUAGUGCAGCUGUGUGUACCCCUUUUGGCUGGCAUUGGCUUUGCAUUUAUUGUGUGCAGCAAGAACCGUAGUGAACAGUUACAUAUGACCUCGUGGCACAGCAUUCUGGGUGUGUUUACUUUGGGAGCUACAUUCUGUCAGGCUGUGUGCGGUCUGGCAUUGCUUUGUCCCCGACUUGCUCGGAUCAGUGCAGUUUCACGGCUCAAGUUGUACCAUGCAACUUGUGGACUUCUCGUCUAUCUUCUGGCCACAUCAACAGUGCUCCUUGGCUUGUGUUCAGACUGGUUUCAGGCUCAAAUAAAGGGACCUGUUUGGUAUAUCUGCCUUGCCUUACCUCUGUAUCCUGCACUUAUCAUCAUGAACCAAGUGUUGGACAUUUACCUUCCCAAGCGCAAAGUAGAGAUGUGAUAUAUAUGUACCACUGUAAUUUUACCAGACAACGAAGACAUAGUUGGGAUGUAGACAUUGAAUCUAAACUGUUAUAGAAAUGCUGCAUUUCACUGCAGUUUCCUGUACAUAUUUGUGUAUGUAAGAUUUAUAUGUACUUACUUGCACUUAACCUGGACAAACUUUGUAAUGUAUUGGGGAUGUACUUUGAACUUUUGAAUUAAUUAAUUUAUUAAUUAUUGGUGUAAAGCCUUUGGAACAAGAAAGGGGGUAAUAAUAGCUGUAUAGUUCAUGGAUUUUAGUUUUACAACUAACUAGCUAACUGCUUGCUUAAAAUGCAGACCAGCGCAGCAGCGUACCUGCCCAACAUCUUACUGAAUGAAGACUCUUUGGGUCUCUCCGCCGAUACGAACCUGCUUGUGCAUGCGCAGUUGGAGGUAGCAGGAAAUCAGCUUCAGCUACGCAUGUGCAAGCAGGUUCAGUGUCGGCGGUGAGAUCCGAAGAGUCUUCAGUCGGCCAGGUACACUGCUGCUCUGCAUAUAGCUAGUGGUUAGCGAUAGGGACAGAGUGUAAACUUAAAAACUAUGGGAUAUGGGAGAGAUGACGAGGGUCUAGGCAAUAAUAGUUAAGGGGGCUUUUUGCGCCCGGGGGUAUAGUUCUCCUUUACCUAGGGUUUUUUUGCCUUCCUCUGAAUCAACUAGUUGUUACACAGGUUGCACUUGAGCAAAGUAAUGAAGGUGUGUUUUUUUUUAACCCCAUCUACUAUGUUACUAUGUCAACAGCCUAUGUCUACACAGCUUAGACUGCUGUUUAUGAUAUUUUAUGCAACAAAAACAAAAUCACAGCUAUCACCUACCUAGAGUUUUUUUUUAUAAAUACUGAAUAUUGAGGGCCAGUUUAUAUUAAUAAUUAUGUUUAAAUAAUUAUGUUAUAGAAUUAAAUCUCUGCAACCUACUAGGGGUCCAUAAAAAUGUUUUGGAGUUGUGCUUCCAACACACUUCCAGUUGGACAACUCUGACCAAGAUGGUUAUGGUUGGCAAGUACACAAUGGGCUGACAUUGCACUUGACAGCUGAUUGUACAUUUUAAGCACAAGGAAAGCCUAAUUCAUUGGAGGAGGUGUAUCAAUAUGCUGGGCACUCCCCAGUGAAUCCAAUAGCUAAGUAUAUUUUCCAGGCCAUUGGGUUUUUUUUCUAAAUGAAAAAAAAAAGUCAGUGCAAAACGCAGACCUAGACUCAGGUAUGUAUGGCCCACUGCAUAUAAGGAAAACUUAUAAUAUAAUUAUAUUAUAUAAUUAUAAUAAUAAAUAAAUUCCAAAGAAGUAUGCACAAUUUAAGUAAGGCUUCACUGUGAUUUUUACAGUGUAGUUAAAGGAAAUGCAUAAUCACUGGAUAGUGCACCCCCACUCCAAAUAUAAUUGCCUAAUUGAGGCCGUGAGCCAGCAUUCCUGUUAAAAACAGCACCAGCCUGGAUUACUAUACUAGGAGCAUUGUGUCACAAUCUUCUUGUUGUUCAUGGAGCCAGCAGCCCCAGGCAAGUUACACAUUUAUAGUGAAAAGCUGGCAAUUUCUUUAGAAUUCUGCUUUUUACUCUACUGUGCAAGUGCACAUGGACAUCAGCCACAAGGGAUCCCUGCGAGAAGAUGGCAAUAUUGUAAUCCUACUGUAGUAUUCCAGACCAGUACAGUUUUUAGAAAACAUGAGCACUAUUCCAGUGCCUCCUUCUUCUUUAACAUUUAACUUGCAUAUUUCUAAUAGUUACAGGGCUGUUAGAAAGCCCCAUUGUCUGAAGAUUUGCUUUAGCUUUACUUAUUCUGUAUAUCUUAGUAUCACUAUUUUUUAUUGUGUGUUUUAGGAUAUUCUGUAAAUGUUUUAUUUAAGCACUUUUUUAGUAAGAAAACUGUACAUUUUCCACUACACGGAAUGUGUCAUUUAUACACUGGACAAUUGCACACUGCCAGCUUAGAAUUGGCAUUUUUGAGCAUUUACUUGUAAUUUGUUAUCAAGGAUUUACCCUCUCAGGGACCAAAGCUUACAGCACUAAAAGAUAGUCUUAUUUUUAAUUCACAUUGAUAACUGUAACAUUCCUCAUAAACGUAAAGUUUUGUGAACUAUUGAUUAUUUUGAGAAAAAAUUACAAAUUACCUCCAUUCCUGAAUUUACUUGAUAACUAAGCACUUAACCAUGAAGCACUGAAUGUGAGGCAUUACCUUUCUUUUAGGGAAUUUCCCCAAAACACUGUGGAUUUGUCAUAUAAUAUAGUUUCUGGAUUUGCUUCAUGGACUUACCCUUGUAAAGGCGACCUAUGAUCUAGAUCUAGAAAAGGGGUCACAUGACUGCAGAUUUGACAUCUAAAAUGUUACUGAUCUAACCCUGGUAUAUCAGUAUAUUUCUUGAAUGUAUGUUACAUACACUAUAAAGGUGUGAUUUAAAUAUGAUGUAUUGAAAUGUAAAUAUUUUGUAACGUUCUUACCUUAAAGAGGCUGUUCCUUGUGGGUAGAUUGUUGGUAUAGUACCCAAAGGACAGACUGUUGCAUGUCCCAGUUUGCAGUUGGUUGUAAAGGCUGCUUUUUUUUUGUUUAAGGUUGGGUUUAUGUAUGUAUGUAUAUCUUUAUUUAUAAAGCGCUACUUAUGUACACAGUGCUGUACAGUAGAAUGUAGAAUCUGUGCUCACCACCAUUGUAUAAUAUAAGGUGUACACAUGGGAAUAAUUAAGGUAAUUUGUUGUGAACUGUUUAUACUACCUUGUAUGUUUUAAUUGAUUUUAAAUGAGAACUAAAGCUUAAUUAAGAAUUAGACAAGAAAUGUCGUAAACUAUGUUUUGGGCUUUUUUACCAGCCCAAGGCAACCACUGCCCCUUAGCAGUAAAGAUCUGUGCCUCCAAAAAUGCCCCAGUAGCUCCCCAUCUUCUUUUCUGCUGAUUCACUGCACAUGCUCUGUGCUGCUGUCAGUUACUGAGCUUAGGGGGCGACACACAAUAUACUGUAUAUAUAGAAUAUAAAUAUCACAAUAUAAGCUGAUUAGUAAAUAAUACAAAUUACUGCUUGAUAGCUCUAAAACCAAUGCAGUUAGCAUCAGAAAUGAAUAAUCAGCCCUGCAGCAUCACCCUCUAUGACAAGCCAACAUUUUUUUUCUGCUUGAUUGUUUGCAACGACCCCUAAGCUUAGCUUCUUAACAGCUGCUCAGAGCAUACUGAGCAUGUGAACUGUCCCUGACAGUUCUAACAGGUUUUAGUAUGGUGACCCCCUAUGACAACAUUGAAGUACUUAAUCAUUACAGCUAUAGAGAUGCUGAACCUUUAGGCCAGUUCAAUGAGUUCCGUUUAUAGCCAUAUUCAUUUUUAGGGUUUAGUUCUCCUUUAAUUAAAUGUGACCCUGCUUUAACAUACCUAAGGCUGAUGGCCGAUUUACAUUGUUACCGGGGAAGGCAUAUUGGGGAGAUUAGUCGCUUGUGGUAGCUUAAAUAAUCCAUGGGUGACUAUUCUCCCCAUGGGCCAUCAUCCCAGGUGUGUUUAAAUGUAGUAAACACCCAUGCAUAAAACUAGAGAACAGCUGUUUACAAAGUGCAGGUAUGAUAUCUAGUUAUACAGAAUACUUGGGACCUGAGAAUUUUUGUAAAAGCCUACUAAAACAUUUAAACAUUUAAACUUUAAAUAAACCCAGUAAAUCUAAUUUACAUGUACGCUAUCUCAGGAUCAAGUACCAGACACUGUUUUAUUUUUAUUAUGUGUAGGCAAAGGAAUCCUGCUCAUAGUUCACAUUUUCAGAUAAUGUGUAUAAUACACUAUAUAUACGGUAUGUUUCAAAAUAUAAUUGUAACAGUCCUGUUUUUUGCUUUAGCAACAUGAUGGGUAUAUAUAGAAUUUCUAUAAAUAUUGGGUAUGUUGGAUCAGGUGUGUGGGUUGGUAUGCAAGUAGGUGAGUACUCCUCUGUCAUUGGGUGAUAUUUAUUUUCUGUUACCAGUGGGUUUAUUUUCAUGUAUUUUGGAGCAUUUCUGUAUUGAAUAAAUUUGUCUAAAAUUGAAAACAA